Oppia nitens is the source of this 3256-nucleotide messenger RNA. RefSeq names its product protein Daple-like. NCBI's taxonomy places the organism in Eukaryota, Metazoa, Arthropoda, Arachnida, Sarcoptiformes, Oppiidae. The record is from RefSeq and is a predicted model, not a curated record. Gene Ontology annotation, biological process: cytoskeleton-dependent intracellular transport; cytoplasmic microtubule organization. Bases 237 to 3167 code for a protein of 976 amino acids. Gene Ontology annotation, cellular component: centrosome; cytoplasm. Gene Ontology annotation, molecular function: microtubule binding; dynein light intermediate chain binding. The transcript is spliced from 4 exons.
UUUAGGCAACAGUUGUAUUGCAUGUAUAGUUGUAGUCAGUAUUGCUAGCAUUGAGACCAUUGAGACCAUUGAGAGGGCCAUUGGCUUCACUGCCUAUCAAAGUGUUUGUUGUCUUGAGUUGUGUUGACUCUUGUGUUGUCUUAUGUUUGACUAACCAUUAAUUGAUUGAAUAUAUUAUGAUUGUUAUGUAAGUCAUUAUAUGGGUCUUAUGGUGAUCAGAGGACACGUUGCAAUCAAUGAUGGGAUCAAAUUGUAGAUCAAUCACACCAUUCAUGUGUCACCCGUUGGUUACCUGGGUCAAUUCAUUACAAAAAGAAAAAUGCACUCAAAAAGAGAUCAAAGAUUAUUCAGGACUCAGUUCUGGCGCUUUGUUUACCAAUGUUUGGCUGCAAAUAGAUUCAGAGCCUUCAUAUCAAUUUGUGGCCAACAAUAAUGAUCGGACAUCUCGACUAAAAAAUUUAAAUGCAUUAUUGAAUAAUAUUCGGAAGUUUUAUGAAACAGUUUUGGACCAAACAAUUGUAUUAAGAUAUCCUGAUAUCAUUAAAAUAGCUCAAAAUCCGAGCGAUGAGUCGUCCAUUUGUGAGGAAAUGUUUAUAAUUUUGUUACUAAUGCUCGGGUGUGCCGUUCAAUGUGAACGCAAAGAGCACUUUAUAGAUGCCAUCAAACAAUUAGAUAUUUCAGUUCAACACUCAAUUGUUGAAUGUAUUCAAAAAAUUACUGAUAAUCCGGAAUCAGUUUGGAUUAAUUCUGAAUGGAAUGUAUUACCAGAAAAUGAAGACGAAAAACAUCGAUUGUAUGAUCUUUUAGUUCAACACAUCUCUGAACUCGUCAAAGAAAGAGAUGAUUUGUUUAAUCGGGUAAUUGAUUUGCAGCUCGAAUUGGACACUAUUUAUGUGAACGAAUCAGUUAAGAGCACCAAUAGCUCUGUUUGUAUGCCUAGUCUUGAUAUAAGUAAUAGUGUGAGUGACCAGAAGUCGCAUGUUUUAGUUGAGUUGGCAGAAGUCAAGUCUAAGUUAAGACGAGUUCAACAAGAAUUGGAAGAGAAGAACGAAAUUGUUUCGGAACUCAAAGAAAUUGUCGAACAAAGCAAAGAGUCGUGUAAUAAAUUGAAAGACGAAAAUCUAGAGCUCAUACAAGAAGCCCGAUCUGCCAAAACAUAUAGGGAUGAGAUCGAUGUCCUCAAUGAAAAAGUUGGUAAAGUUGACAGAUUGGAGAAUGAAGUGCAGAGAUAUAAAGACAAAUUAAAUGAAUUAGAUUUUUAUAAAUCAAGAGUUGAAGAGUUAAGAGAAGAUAAUCGCAUUUUAAGUGAGACUAAAGUGAUGCUCGAAGAACAACUGGAAACGAGUCGCAAACGAGCGGAUCAAUUGCCUGAACUCGAGUCACAAAUACUUAAAUUAAGUUCUUAUUCUAAUGAAAUGGUUAUUCAAAAAGAUUUGGAUAGAAAUAAAAUGGAGAGAUAUAUUGAAGAAAUCACUCAAUUAAGGUUUGAAAAGAAGUCCAGCGCUGAAGAGUUAUCUAGAGUUCAGUCAGAGUUGGCUCAUCUCAAGUGUCAAAUGAAGAUAGAUUUGUUACAACAGAAUGGUGAGGGAAACCUAUUGGAUCAGAUCAAUAACGACGCCUCAAAAAGGGUUCUUAACCUUGAAUUAGAAAAUCAAAGGUUACAAUCAUUAGUGGAAAACAUUAAAAACAAUCAAAAAUGUGAUACAAAUGACUCUUUCCUCAAUUAUAACAAUAUUAAUCACACAAAUGGCAGCAAUAGUGUUACAAGUGAUGAUGGCUUUAUAAGUGACAAUCAAUUGAUGGAAAAAAUAGCAGAACUUGAAGACGAAAAUAAGAAAUUUGACGAUAAAAAUAAGAGUCUUGAAAACGAAAAUAAGAAACUUGAGGAUCAAAAUAAAAAACUUAAAGACGAUUAUGUGAUACUUGAAGAAGAAAACAAAAAAAUAAAAGACGAUAACAAAAAAUUUGAUGAUAAAAAUAAAUCAUUGAAUGAAGAGCACAAUAGGUUGCAAACGGAAUAUAAAAUGUUACAAAAUAUUUAUAAAAAGCUAAGAACUGAUUACAAUGAUCUUAAAUUGAGACACACAGACCUUCAGGGAGAAACUCAAGAAUGUAGAGACAGAAUGACACUCUUGGAUGUGGAGGUCUCCAAACUGGCCAACUAUUGUGAAAUUGUUGCCCUCACUAACAACUCAAUUGAAUCUCAUCGCAAACGAUUGAUCAAUAAUAUUGCUAACCUAUUAACACAAUACCAUGACUUACUUACAGAAAUUAGUGGUGACUCUGAAAAAUUGAUUACAGAUAAAGUACAUGACUUGAGCACCAAAAAGAAAAAGUUGGAUAAAAUGAUCAAAGAGUAUGAUUUAACUCUUGAGAAGAAAAAAGUGGCCGUUAGUAGUCAUAACGUUGUCCGCCGUAUUCAUAGGUCAUCCACUGAACUAUGUUUGUCGAGUAAUACAAAUCUUGCUCUUAGAGAGCAAUCUAGAGAUCGUAAAUCAGCACCAAUUGAUAAUUUGAUUGAUGAGGCCAUAUAUGGCCGCAUAUGGGAAGCACAGACACCGCCAAUAGCUUCAAAAUCUGCUUUACGUCCGAUAACAUCCACCAGUAAUUCAUUAUAUGAAACACACAAUGGAAAGCCUUUAGAAAAUGUAAAACAAAUGGUCAACGAAGCUCUCAAUCAGAUAAAGGAAGAGAUUGUAAAAUCUGAUAAUACAUUGUGUCCAACACCUCCUCCUCGGCCACCGCCACGCGUGUCGACAACUAUUGAAAAUAAAAUUCAGUUAAGUGUCAUAACUAGUCCAACACUGACGCAAUCGAGUGCAAGUCCUCCCGAUUUGAGCGCUACAACUGCCUCUAAUUGUCAUUCAUUUAAUAACUUCACGAGAGGUACUUUUAAAAGCAAUUCAAUUAAUUAUGGAAGUCCUAUACGACGACAACAGUUACCAUUCAAGAACGGUGUUCAUCAUAUCCAUCAUUUUCAUCACUUGCAUCCACACUCAGCUUCACCAUCACUUAACUCGGACUCAUCAUUGACUCCGUUAGAAGACUCUGAGCUAAGUGACAGUGCAGUUAAUAAUCAGAGAUCUCAACACUUAAAUAAUUGCGAUAACGUUACUAUUAAUAGUAAUGCAACCAAUUCUGUGUGGUAUGAAUAUGGAUGUGUCUGAUCAGUGAUCACUCAUCACUUUGUAAUCUUUUAUGCAAAUACCAUAAAAUUUUAACACUAUCUCAACAAAACUAAUAUUACACUGUUAUU